AUGCUCUCCGCCGCGCGCGCGCUGCUCUCCCGCGCGGGAUCGUCGUCCGCGCCCGCGCCGUCGUCGUCGUCGUCGUCGUCGUCGUCGUCCGCGCCUCCCUCGCUCGCCGACCUCGAGCGCGCGACCUCGACGCUCGCGCGCGCGAAGCGCGCGACGAGCGCGAACGUCUCCUCCCUCGCGGACGCCGCGCGCGUCGUCGCGGCGGCGGUCGCGCGCGGCGACGGCGGCGACGGCGGCGACGCGGAGACGACGUUCGACGCGUUCGCCGAGCUCGGAUCGCUGACGCACGUCGUUCGCCUGCUGCGCCAGUGCGGCCGCGACGCGGCGGCGGCGGCGGCGGCGGCGCGCGACGCCAUCGGCGACGCGCGCGACGGCGUCGGCGGCGUCGGCGCGAGGGCGAGGGCGAGGGCGGACGCGCGCGAGGACGACGCGCGCGUCGCGUUCGCCUCGAAAGCGCUCGUCGCGGUCGCGAUCGUCGUGCAGAGCGUUCGCGCGAGAUCGACGCGCUCGUUUUACGUCCUCGGCGGAGGGAGGCUGGACGGCGUCGUCGAGCUGGACGACGCGCUGCUGCGACGCGACGACGACCUUCGCUCGCGGUACGUCUCCGUGUUGCGAACGAUCGCGGCGAGGCUGGAGGAGGAUGGCGUCGCGCAGUUUUUCCUAGGGGGAGACGCGGACGCGGCGACCGCGGCGGCGGGCGACAUCGGGGAGGCGCGCGGGCGCUCGUUCCCGUUGUACGAGCGCGCGGCGGCGUUCGCGUUCGCGGGCGGCGGCGGCGGCGGCGGCGACGACGACGACGACGAGGACCGCGAGCGGAUGCGAACGACAGCCGCGCGUUGGGUCGUGCUCAGAGCGUGCGCGACGCGCGACCGCUCGACGCGGGAGUACCUGCUGUCCCCUCGCGGGUGGGCGCCGCACGUGCCGGCGGCGACGAGGCGCGUCGUCGCGCUGUGCGCGCGAAUCGACGCGUGCGGGUGGGGCGGGGACGACGCGGCAGCGGCGGGUGGGAAGAAGCCGCGUCGGUCGCGGGCCGUCUCGGAGCUGCGCGACCUGAUCGCGCACCUGGACGACGCGCUGCGAACGCCGGAGCUGCGCGACGACGACGACGGCGACGGCGACGGCGACGACGACGCGGGACCCGCCCAGAGAGAGGCCGUCUCAGCCUCCCCCCCGCUCUCUUUCGCCGCCGCCGCGUCGAACGAGAUAUGGGACGGGCUCGUCGCGCGCGCGUUGCUCCCGGCCCUUCGCGGCGACGACGACGACGGCGGCGGCGGCGGCGAAGACGCCGACGCCGCCCCGACGUCGCCUCAGAACGGCCCUCACGCGGGACGCCCGUCGUCCACCACCUCCAUCUCCGUCGCGACGGCGUGCUUCGUCCUCGGGCGACUCGCCGCGGGCGUCCGCGACGCUCGUCUCCGCGGGCGCUUGCUCGACCACACCGUCGGCGACGUCGACGCGUGCGGCGGUCUGGUUCGCGCGCUGCGAGGCGGGGGCGAGAACGCGUCCGCGGCGUGCGUUUUCGUCGCCGCGUUGCUCGGCGCGGAGGACGAGGACGAGGACGAGAAGGCGGCGACGGCGUCCUCCGCGCGCGUCGUCGUCGACGUCGACGCGCGCGUGAUGCGCGAACAGCGCGAGGACCUCUCGGACGCGCUCGCGGAGGUUCUCCUCGUGGACGCCGCGCGUCUGAGAACGACCCCGACGAAGCGCGCGGCGGCGAAGUAUGCGCUCGAGAAACUCGCGCGGUUCGGCGGCGCGCGCGAACUCGCGAGGCGCGCCGCCGCCAGACGCGCGCUCGCGGACGCGGCGGCGGCGCUGGCGAACGAGGCGGACGGCGCGUGGGGGGACGUCGCCGCGCGGACGUUCGCGACCGAGCUCGAAAAAGCGUCGUCGGCGGCGGCGGCGGCGGCGGCGGCGCGCGCGGGGACGAGGGACGCGGACGCCGAGGUCGCGAUCUGCGUCGCCGCCGCCGAGGAAGCCGCCGCGGCGGCGGCGGCGGAGGAGGAGGAGGAGGACGCGAACCGUCGCGACGCUUCGACUCCCGACGACGACAGCGCGCACGCCGGCGCGAGGAUCGUCGCCGCGGCGCGUCGACUCGCGACGCUCGCCGCGUUCGUCGCGCCGGCGUCGUCGACGUCGUCGUUCCUCCGCGGCCGCGGGCGCGGCCGCGACGCGCGGGAUCUCGAGUCGGAGAUCGCGACGGCGAUGCGCGGGAUGGUGGACGCGGUCGAGAUCGUGGAGGACCCGCGCGCGUUGGACGUUCGCGACGGAGAUCGCGUCGCCGGCUUUCUCCGCGGCGGCGGCGAAGAGACGACGGCGGCGAACGCGACGCCGACGAAUACGACGCGUCGCUGCCGCGUCGCGUUCGACGUCGGCGACGAGCGCGACGUCGUCCUCGCGAUCGUCGCUCGCGCGUGUCCCGCCGGCGGCGACGUCGUCGCGAGCGCGACGCUGAUCGACGAGGCGACCGGGAAGGCGCGAGCUUCCGCGCCCGCGUUGACGUGCGACGCCGUCGUCGACGCGACGCGCGCGACGUGGCUCCGCGUCCGCGCGCGGUCGCCCGCCUCGAGCCUGCGCGAGCUCGAGGAGCGGCGCGACGGUUCGGGAUCUGAAUCGUCGCGCUCCAGGGCGAGGGCGCUGAGGGACGGGCGGUGGGUGCUGUCGUUUCCGUCUGCGGCGGCGGCGGCGGACGCGGCGGCGGCGCUGUCGCGCGCGGCGGACGCGACGCGAGCGCGCGUGAAAACGCAUCUCGUGGAGGCGUUACAGGUGUUCACUGGCGAUGGAGGGGGGGAAGAGGAGGACGGCGCGCGCGCGGCGCGGCGCGAGGGCGAGGACGACGCGGGGAGCGGCGGCGGCGGCGGCAGAGACGCGCGUAGUACAGUACACGCGUAGUCCAGUACGAAAGUACACG
Messenger RNA from Micromonas pusilla CCMP1545, 2908 nucleotides. RefSeq names its product fast evolving large orphan protein. The transcript has 10 exons. Bases 1 to 2889 code for a protein of 962 amino acids. The record is from RefSeq and is a predicted model, not a curated record. Gene Ontology annotation, biological process: regulation of autophagosome maturation; endosome to lysosome transport; endosomal transport. Gene Ontology annotation, cellular component: endolysosome membrane; late endosome. NCBI's taxonomy places the organism in Eukaryota, Viridiplantae, Chlorophyta, Mamiellophyceae, Mamiellales, Mamiellaceae.